This is a messenger RNA of Spirodela intermedia, 140 nucleotides long. NCBI's taxonomy places the organism in Eukaryota, Viridiplantae, Streptophyta, Magnoliopsida, Alismatales, Araceae. The record is from the annotation of a GenBank genome assembly.
AUGGCUUUAAAUGAGUUCAAACGCGCUGCUGUCAGUCCCCACUGGUCCGCGGCACGUGCGGGCCUCGAGCUGACCCGUCCAACCUGGCUCGGCCUCUCACCGGUUGGGUCGGCCCGGGCCGGGUUCAUCAUGUCUUGUGA